Trichosurus vulpecula (common brushtail) is the source of this 2521-nucleotide messenger RNA. RefSeq names its product DEAD-box helicase 27 (gene DDX27). Gene Ontology annotation, molecular function: RNA helicase activity; ATP binding; nucleic acid binding. Bases 104 to 2386 code for a protein of 760 amino acids. The record is from RefSeq and is a predicted model, not a curated record. The transcript has 21 exons. NCBI's taxonomy places the organism in Eukaryota, Metazoa, Chordata, Mammalia, Diprotodontia, Phalangeridae.
AUGCGUAAAGUGACGAUGGCCGAAGGGAGGAAAUAAGUGGUGACUGAAGCGGAAGUGCUGGAGGAUCUCCACGCGCGCUACGGGAAGUGUUUGUGGAAGCACCAUGCUUCAGGGUUUAGACUUGAUCGGGACUAUCGGGGAAGACGAUGAGGGGCCCCUGGAACCAGAGUCCGACAGCGGAGAUGAUGAGGAAGAGGAGCCCAUUGUGCUGGGCAGAAAAAAACAGGCAUUGCGCAAGAAUCGGAGCGUUGAUUUCAAUCCAGACUUUGUUUUUACUGAAAAGGAGGGAGCAUAUGAUGGGAGCUGGGCCAUGGCUGAUGUUAUGAGUCAACUCAAGAAGAAGAGAGCAGCCACAACACUAGAUGACAAGAUUGAGAAAGUCCGAAAAAAACGGAAGAAUGAGGAAAAAGAAGCCAAAUCUGGGAAAACAGUAGAUGAGAAGGAAGGAGAUGAGGGUUCUGAGAAGGCAAACCAAGAUGACUUUGAAGGAGAGCAUGAAGAAGAGGUAAAAGAGGAAGAAUCAGAGUCAGAAUAUUCAUCAACUGAUGAAAACAUCCUUACCAAAGCAGAUACGCUGAAAGUGAAGAAAACGAAGAAACAGAAGAAAGGAGAGAAGGAAACGGGUUUUUUUGAAGAAGCCUCUCAGUAUGACGAAAACCUCACAUUCCAGGACAUGAAUCUAUCUCGACCUCUCUUGAAGGCCAUUACAACCAUGGGUUUCAAGCAACCUACCCCUAUCCAGAAGGCCUGCAUCCCUGUGGGGCUAUUAGGAAAGGACAUCUGUGCUUGUGCAGCCACUGGGACAGGUAAAACAGCUGCUUUUGCCCUUCCGGUCUUGGAGCGUCUUAUCUAUAAACCUCGACAGGCCCCCAUAACCCGUGUACUUGUGCUAGUUCCCACCCGAGAAUUGGGCAUUCAGGUACACUCUGUCACCAAGCAGCUGGCCCAGUUCAGCACUGUUACCACCUGCCUUGCAGUGGGUGGCUUGGAUGUGAAAUCGCAGGAGGCAGCUCUUCGGGCUGGGCCAGAUAUCCUCAUUGCUACACCUGGUAGGCUCAUUGACCAUCUCCACAAUUGCCCUUCCUUCCAUUUGAGUAGUAUUGAAGUACUCAUCUUGGAUGAAGCUGACAGGAUGCUAGAUGAGUACUUUGAGGAACAGAUGAAAGAAAUCAUUCAGUUGUGUUCCCAUCACCGCCAGACCAUGCUCUUCUCAGCCACCAUGACAGAUGAGGUGAAAGAUCUGGCCUCAGUCUCACUAAAGAAUCCUGUCCGGAUCUUUGUGAAUAGCAACACAGAUGUAGCUCCAUUCCUAAGGCAGGAAUUCAUUCGAAUCCGACCUAAUCGAGAAGGAGACCGGGAAGCCAUUGUGUCAGCUCUUUUGACACGAACUUUUACAGACCAUGUGAUGCUAUUCACCCAGACGAAGAAGCAGGCUCAUCGUAUGCACAUUCUUCUAGGGCUUAUGGGGCUGCAGGUGGGAGAGCUGCAUGGGAAUCUCUCUCAAACACAGCGUCUGGAAGCCCUAAGGCGCUUCAAGGAUGAGCAGAUUGACAUCCUGGUGGCCACAGAUGUGGCUGCCCGAGGACUGGACAUUGAAGGUGUCAAAACAGUCAUCAACUUUACAAUGCCCAACACCAUCAAACAUUAUGUGCACCGUGUAGGCCGAACAGCACGUGCUGGCAGGGCUGGACGCUCUGUCUCUCUGGUGGGAGAAGAGGAACGUAAGAUGUUGAAGGAGAUUGUGAAAUCGGCCAAAGCACCUGUGAAGGCCAGGAUUCUUCCUCAAGAUGUAAUCCUAAAAUUCCGAGACAAGAUUGAGAAGAUGGAGAAAGAUGUGUAUGCAGUCCUGAGACUAGAGGCUGAGGAGAAGGAGAUGCAGCACUCAGAAGCCCAGAUAAAUACAGCAAAACGACUCCUAGAGAAAGGGAAUGAAGAGCCAGAGCGGACCUGGUUCCAGAGUAAAGAGGAGAGGAAAAAGGAAAAAAUUGCAAAGGCCCUACAAGAGUUUGACUUGGCUUUGAGGGGAAAGAAAAAGAGAAAGAAGUUUUUGAAGGACUCCAAGAAAAAGGGGGAAAUGAUACCAGAAGAAAGGUCUCAAUUUGAGAUUCUCAAGUCACAGAUGUUUGCUGAGCGAUUGGCUAAGAGGAAUCGCAGGGCCAAGAGAGCACGAGCCAUGCCUGAGGAGGAGCCAUCACCAGCCCCAGGCAGGAAGCAAAAGAAGGUGAAGAAAUCUGUGUUUGAUGAGGAACUUACCAACACUAGCAGGAAGGCUUUGAAACAGUAUCGAGCUGGCCCCACCUUUGAAGAACGGAAACAGAUGGGUUUACUCCACCCAAGGAGAGGAGGAAACUUCAAAUCUAAAUCCAGGUACAAGAGGAGGAAGUAGCAAUAGUUACCUGAAGAAACACAGUUUAAGCCUUUAAUCCCUUCCCUAGGGGAAAUACAAUUCCAUUGUUUUGAUUGUAAAAAUCCUCUUUUGAAAACUAUUAAAAGUCUCUAGUUUGCAUUUAUUUUUAAAUAA